AUGGCUACUAACAUCACUUGGCACGAAAACUUGACCCACGCCGAGAGAAAGGGUUUGACCAAGCAGAGCGGUUUGACCAUCUGGUUGACCGGUCUUUCUGCCUCCGGCAAGUCUACCGUAGCCUGUGCAUUGGAGCAAUUUUUGUUGCAGCACGGCAUCAAUGCCUACAGGUUGGACGGUGAUAACGUCAGAUUCGGCUUGAACAACGACUUGGGCUUUUCCGAGGCAGACCGUAACGAGAACAUCAGAAGAAUCGCGGAGGUGUCCAAAUUGUUUGCCGACUCCACCACCAUUGCCAUCACCUCCUUCAUCUCCCCAUACAUUGCUGACCGUGAAAAGGCUAGAGUUUUGCACGAAAAGGCUGGUUUACCGUUCGUGGAAGUCUACGUCGACGUCCCAAUCGAGGUUGCUGAGCAGAGAGAUCCAAAGGGCUUGUACAAGAAGGCCAGAGAGGGUAUUAUCAAGGAGUUCACCGGUAUUUCUGCGCCGUACGAAGCCCCAAAGAAACCAGAAAUCCACUUGAAGAACUACGAGUCCACCGUGGAGGAAUCUGCCCAGCAGAUCAUUGCCUACUUGGUCGAAAAGAAGUACAUUACGUUGUAAGGUUAAAAUUAUUUAAAGGAACCGCCCUGUGAGGUGAGAACAUAGAAUAAAUACAUGCUAUAUUGAUGGUGGAGCUAGAUUGGAUGACAAACCGUUUGGGAGGUUGUUUUUUUUGGAAGGGAGCUAUAGCAUUGAGUUAAUGAGUAUUUACACGUUGGGUUUAUUUAGGAUACACCGAGGGUCGUUAAAGACAAGACAGCAGAUGUAAAAAUAAUGGUAAUGGUGAUAUGUCCUUAUAAACACGGAUAUUUAUCCUUCCAUCUGUUGUAGCGCCAG
Babjeviella inositovora NRRL Y-12698 is the source of this 879-nucleotide messenger RNA. It is a transcript of the gene MET14, whose product is annotated as adenylyl-sulfate kinase. The transcript has a single exon. The record is from RefSeq and is a predicted model, not a curated record. The coding region runs from base 1 to 603 and encodes 200 amino acids. Lineage: Eukaryota; Fungi; Ascomycota; Pichiomycetes; Serinales. Gene Ontology annotation, biological process: sulfate assimilation. Gene Ontology annotation, molecular function: adenylylsulfate kinase activity; ATP binding.